This is a messenger RNA of Aureobasidium melanogenum CBS 110374, 450 nucleotides long. RefSeq lists its product as uncharacterized. NCBI's taxonomy places the organism in Eukaryota, Fungi, Ascomycota, Dothideomycetes, Dothideales, Saccotheciaceae. The record is from RefSeq and is a predicted model, not a curated record. The transcript is spliced from 3 exons. Bases 1 to 450 code for a protein of 149 amino acids.
AUGGUCAACAUCACAGCUUCUCUCAUGACUCUCCUAGCAGUCACCUCUUUCGCCGCAGCUGCACCCGCUCCGAUCGAGCCUCAAUCAGAGGUCUCCACCAACUUCUUGGAGAAGCGUGCUGUUAGCUGCAGAGACGAUGGUCCCAAAGGCUGGAAAAGAGGAUCGUCUGCAGAUGCAGCAAGAUGCAUCACCGAACUUGCAGCACUCGGAAGCCAGGAUUGUACGGCUUCUGUCUCCGGCACGCUUUUCAAGAAGUGUGGAGACACUAUCAUCCACGGCCAGAAUGUUUGUGCUCCUUCAGAGGGAUUGACAGCAACAGCAACCUGCCAGGAGGCUGCGCGUGGUGCAGGUCUUAUCAUGGAUCAAUGCUCCAGAGGUGAUGGUACCGUGAUGGGCGAGAACCAUGCCUGGGCAAGCAGAUGUCUUCUGAUCCACAUCCUUGCCGAGUAA